AUGUUGUCGCGUUGCUCGCUGACCGUCCUCGCUUCUCUCUCGCUCUCAGCGGUAUGCCGUGCCGCCGUGGUCUUCACCCAGAAGGAGCCUUCGUUAGCGUCACUCGCACCGGGAAAGAAGUGGGAGGGCGAUGGCUGGUCAUACACGGACUGCAGCAUGGAGACCGACGUUGUGCAGGUCAGCUACGCGUCCGUCAGCCCAGAGCCUCCCAAAGCCGGUCAGAAUCAUACUAUCACCGUUCGCGGUACGGUGCUCGGGACUAUCGAGGAAGGGGCGUAUGUCGACGUCGUGGUGAAAUUGGGUCUGAUCAAGGUCUAUCAGCACGAGUUCGACCUUUGCGAUGAGGCUCGCAACGCCGAAACGGAGGUCCAAUGUCCGGUCAAGCAGGGCGAGUACGAGAUUGUUCAGCAAGUUACACUGCCCUCGCAGAUCCCUCCUGCCAAAAUCACAGUGAACGUCCGUGGUUUCACUGCGGACGAGGAAGAUAUGAUGUGCGGCGACCUCAUGGUCAACUUCUCGCCUCGCCGCGGUUCGCCAUGA
Messenger RNA from Peniophora sp. CBMAI 1063, 540 nucleotides. Lineage: Eukaryota; Fungi; Basidiomycota; Agaricomycetes; Russulales; Peniophoraceae. The record is from the annotation of a GenBank genome assembly.